This is a messenger RNA of Gavialis gangeticus (Gharial), 1047 nucleotides long. It is a transcript of the gene CREBL2, whose product is annotated as cAMP responsive element binding protein like 2. NCBI's taxonomy places the organism in Eukaryota, Metazoa, Chordata, Crocodylia, Gavialidae. Gene Ontology annotation, cellular component: nucleus. The record is from RefSeq and is a predicted model, not a curated record. The coding region runs from base 72 to 437 and encodes 121 amino acids. Gene Ontology annotation, molecular function: DNA-binding transcription factor activity. The transcript has 4 exons. Gene Ontology annotation, biological process: regulation of DNA-templated transcription.
GCGGGGCCAGGCGGCCCGGGCCCGGCGGGGGUGCCCAGUUGGGGGUGUUGUCUGGGGCUCGGCCCGGCCGCAUGGACGACAGCAAGGUAGUUGGUGGCAAGGUAAAAAAACCAGGCAAGCGAGGUCGUAAACCAGCCAAAAUAGACUUGAAGGCAAAACUCGAGAGAAGUCGUCAGAGCGCAAGAGAGUGCAGAGCACGAAAGAAGCUGAGGUACCAAUAUCUGGAAGAACUGGUGUCAAGCAGGGAGAGAGCCAUCUGUGCUCUCAGAGAAGAGUUGGAAAUGUACAAGCAGUGGUGCAUGGCAAUGGACCAAGGGAAAAUCCCCUCUGAAAUAAAAGCCCUACUAACUGGAGAGGAGCAAAGCAAAGUGCAGCAAAACUCUACCAAACUUUCCAAGGUUGUGAAAACAGAAGCAAACAGCAACAACCCCUGGUGAAAGUUGAUCAGCUGAUACAGAAGUCAGUGGUGAGUCCAGCCCUGCUCUGCAUCUCGUGAAGGAAUGAUGAAGAUCUUGCUUUGCUGGUUCUAUUUGCCACCUUCCACCAAAUUGAAAUCUGCAUAACUUUUUUUUGGUCACAAAUUCAACUUGAAUAUGAAACUCCUAGCGUACAGAUUUUGAAUAUUGAAGCAUAUUUAGUAUGUACCUGUAAUAUCUCCUAUAGGUAGACAGAAGCAACAUCUCAGCUUUUAAAUGUCUCUGCUGUUAAUACUGCAAUGUAGACUGUUUUUGUGAUUUGAAUUUAUUUUUAUUAUUACUCAUGAAAGCCUCCAAGCUUUUAAUCUUCAGUAAGAUCUGAAGCCUCAUGCACCUAAUCACUCGACCAAGAUGAAGCUGAUUUUUUUUGUCUGUGGUAUGUUGUGUAUGCAUGGCGCAUGCUGUAACAUCUCCUCUGAGAAGAUGUUGUCACUAUGUACAGAUAUUGUCAUUAUAUUUGUUCUGUCUUUCCUUCUUUAAACUGUGAUGAGACAAUUAAGAUUCUUAUCAUUUUACUAAUGAUUUGCAUGAAUAUCUGCUUAAAAGUAAAAUAAAAAAACCCACAAACCCA